AUGCUCAGUUUAGUGUGUAUUGCUAGAGGUUUUUUUUUUUCUGGGGAGAGUGCAUGUGAUCAGCACAGGGCCAAUCAGCACUGUCCAGACAGAGAGGUCACGGUUCUGCAUCCUCCUAGAGCAGAAUGAAAACUCCUCCUACAACCUUUCACAUGUGCUCUGCUGGACACUGAUAGAAGUCACAAGACUGCUCUAACUGCUGAUGAGAAAAGGUAUUAAGCAGUUUAUAUUUACUAAAAUAAUUGCAUUUCCAUGUUCUGAGUACUGGGAGACUGGUUAUAGCGAAUGAAAGGUUCUGGG
Molecule: messenger RNA, 300 nt
Organism: Staurois parvus
Lineage: Eukaryota; Metazoa; Chordata; Amphibia; Anura; Ranidae
Source: the annotation of a GenBank genome assembly